CAGUGGCGCGGCGGGCCGCGCCGCUCCCUCCCUCCCUCCUGGCGGCCGGGGCGCCACUGACAGACCGCGGAGCGGAGCGGUGCUGAGCGGCGAGAGCCUCCGGGACGCCCCCCCUUCCCCUUCCCCGGACCCCCUUCCUCCGCGUCCCGCCCCGCCGCACCGGUGAAUGGGAGAGGCGGGCGGCGCCGGCCCCACAGAGCAGAGCGAAGCGGCGGCUCGGAUGGAUUGAAUCUUCUGUGUUGAAUGCCUCCGGAUUUCCUAUUGGAUUUCACGUGUGAAAAAUACUUUGAUUCAAGCCACUCUGUGGCAGACUGAAUUGUGGAUCCAGGGUUCCUAAGACUUUAGUUCUUGAGGAGGCAACCACUGCUGAAUCACGUUAACCUGACAUCGCAGCCACAAUGGUGCUGUCACAAAGGCAACGAGACGAACUAAAUCGAGCAAUAGCAGAUUACCUUCGUUCUAAUGGCUAUGAAGAGGCAUAUUCGGUUUUUAAAAAGGAAGCUGAGUUAGAUGUGAAUGAAGAGUUAGAUAAGAAGUAUGCUGGUCUUCUGGAAAAAAAAUGGACAUCUGUUAUAAGAUUACAAAAGAAGGUAAUGGAAUUAGAAUCGAAGCUGAAUGAAGCUAAGGAAGAAUUUACAUCAGGUGGACCUCUUGGUCAGAAACGAGACCCUAAAGAGUGGAUUCCUCGUCCUCCAGAGAAGUAUGCAUUGAGUGGACAUAGGAGUCCUGUCACUCGAGUGAUUUUCCAUCCAGUUUUCAGUGUUAUGGUCUCUGCUUCAGAGGAUGCCACAAUAAAGGUGUGGGAUUAUGAGACGGGAGACUUUGAACGAACCCUUAAGGGGCAUACAGACUCUGUGCAAGAUAUUUCCUUUGACCACACUGGCAAACUAUUGGCCUCCUGUUCUGCUGAUAUGACCAUUAAGCUAUGGGAUUUCCAGGGCUUUGAAUGCAUCAGAACUAUGCAUGGUCAUGAUCAUAAUGUUUCUUCAGUAGCCAUCAUGCCCAAUGGAGAUCAUAUAGUUUCUGCCUCAAGGGAUAAAACUAUCAAAAUGUGGGAAGUCCAAACAGGUUACUGCGUGAAGACUUUCACGGGUCACAGAGAAUGGGUGCGCAUGGUGCGGCCUAACCAGGAUGGCACCUUAAUUGCCAGUUGUUCUAAUGACCAGACAGUGCGUGUUUGGGUGGUAGCAACAAAGGAAUGCAAAGCUGAGCUCCGAGAACAUGAGCACGUGGUAGAAUGCAUUUCCUGGGCUCCUGAGAGCUCGUACUCCACCAUAUCAGAAGCUACGGGAUCAGAGACUAAGAAGAGUGGCAAGCCUGGGCCUUUUCUGCUGUCUGGAUCCAGAGACAAAACCAUUAAGAUGUGGGACAUUAGCACUGGCAUGUGCCUUAUGACACUUGUGGGCCAUGAUAACUGGGUACGUGGCGUUCUGUUCCAUUCUGGGGGAAAAUUUAUUUUGAGCUGUGCUGAUGACAAGACUCUACGUGUCUGGGACUUCAAGAACAAACGAUGCAUGAAAACCCUCAAUGCGCACGAACACUUUGUUACCUCUUUGGAUUUCCACAAGACGGCACCGUAUGUGGUUACUGGAAGUGUAGAUCAAACAGUAAAAGUGUGGGAGUGCCGUUGAUUGAAUUCACAUUUGACCCCUUUUUCCUCUGGAUGCACUCAGAUACCAUGGUUACCCAUUGAGCUCUGUUUAAAUAAAUAUUGUCCUUUCAUGUAAAUUAUUCUGGAUGUAGAUUGAGCUUAUUAAAUGUUACACACAAAGUAUUCAUGCAUGGUGAAUCCAAAUUGUAUACUGUAAAUUUACAUACGUUGUCUAGAAGUACCAUAGGUUUAAGAACAUGGGCUGGCAUUGGUCACAUCAGACCUAAGAAGGCAGAAGUUGGAUAAUUGAAAUAGGGCACUUAACUGAAUAGUUGACAGUGUCGUUCUAUGUCGGAUAAUUAUACCUGUUUUUCUUUCUGCUGUCUGUUGGUGCCUGAAUUGGUGACCUCAUUUGGGAAAAGUUUUGUAGGGCUCUUUCAGAAAUGUGUAUCUAUGUAACAUCACUUAAGUGUGCUUAAUAAAUCUUCUCUAAGAAUACUAGAUAAUAAGGCUGCAAUUCAGAAUCUUCUGAACCUUAUAUGUAAUUAAUGGAAAUUAAUUAAACUCUGGAAUAUUUGUCAUGAAACAUUUGCCAAAUCAACAGAAUACACUUGUUUUGGCCUCCUAUCACGCAAGGGUUGGUAUAUUUAUAUAAUUAACUGUAAACCUGAAAUAAGACAACAAAUCUUAGUAGCAGCUGAUGUGAUAAAUGUAUUUAUUUUUUAUUUGGUCAUUCAAUGGUUAAGCUGUGCUGUUAAACUAAGUUUAAAUGGUUUUGUUUUGGUUUUUUUUUUUUUUUUUUUUUUAAUGCUAGAUGAACUUCCAGGAGGAGUUGUCCAUCCCACUAGAAUUUAGUGAUCUAAUUUCCAAUAGAGCUUAAUCUCCCAAAUGACUGCCAUGGUACAACUUGCUGUUUGCUUUCAAUGUUUGUUAGAGAUGUGCAAUUCCUAUUACACAACAGUAUCAAAGUACACUUCCCUCUUACUCGCUUGCAGGAGGUUGGGGUAUACAAAGGUUUCUUGGUUUCUUUAGUGCCUCCUUGGAAACCCUUUUGAAAAUGAGGUUAUACUUACCUUGACAAGACAAUGUGGCUUGAAUAAAAAUGUACUGUGGUUUGCAUAUUGAAAAAUACCUUGGGAUACAGUAUUUAAAUGCUUUAAAGAAAGCACUAAAUACCUUGAGAAUCAGAUUAAAAUGGCAAAUACAGAUUGAUACGGGCUUCUAAAAGGAAAACAAAACACCAUCAACAAAACAAAGUCCAUCUGUGGGAAUGAUGCUAUCAAGUAAACAUUUAAAAACAAAACCAAAUCCUAUCAGCAAAACUAGCCCAGCUUGGUUAUUAGUAUUUAUGUUGUUUGGUGUAUACAAUUUUUAAUCUGCAUAUCCCUAACGUUACAUAUUUCGAUCUGAAGUGAAUGGAAAUAUUAGAAAUGAAUAUUUUAAUCAUUUUUAUGACAAAUUCCAUUGUAGAUAACUAAGAAUUACAAUACUUAUCAAACUAACCAGGUCUUUUUAAAAACCCACUUUGAAAUUUACAAUGUAAUGAAGUACCAGUCUGAUGUUUUAACAGGUGAAUUUGUGCUUUAUUUUAUUUGUUUUGUUUAAUACAUGGCUUUUAAAACUGUCCCUUUUAAAGAUAAGAAUCCUUGACCAACAUAGGGUCGGCUGGAGGGUGUACACACUAAAAUGGUGAGGGGUAUGGUGGUUAAUUUCCUACAGUCACCCAUAGAAGGAUCCAUUCUUCUGUGUGGAGGAGAUGGAUUUCAGCAUUGGAUCCUGGUGUAGACUUGCCUCUGGGAAGGGGUGGAGGAGAUGGAGUUCUGAUGUGGGGGUUUUUUGGAGCCAGUUUAAGAUUCAGGCUAAUCUCUUAAAUCCAGUGGUUUAUGUAAUUUUCAGUGUGUGUUUCUGCAGUUAAGCAUGCACAAAUAAAAGUAUUUUUUUGUUUGUUAGCUGCUUGGACUGGAAAAAUUUGCUGCUUUUUGUCCUAUUUGAGAAUUCCAGAUACACAAGUAGUGCAUCUUAAAAUUCCUCAGUGCAUCUGCAACUGUAAAGUAACACAUCUGUUUAAUUCCUGAUAGGUCCUAUAAACUUUAUUUAAGUAUAAAGUAAACCACACUCAUGUACAUAAUUCAUAAACAUGAAUGAGAAAUUAAAGGUACCUAUUAAGUGGAAGUUGUCUACUGCAUUUUUUUCCCUUUAGCGUACAACUAUUUACAAGGACAAACAACUAACUGAAGUCAUGUAAGCAGCAUUUAAUUGCUUGUGUGAAACACUCUCCUAAGUACUUCUGCAAUGCAAUUUGCAACCUUCUCCUUUAAUAAGCAGUGAAUAAUCUCAGGGAUGGUCCUGAAUGGAUCAAAAGUUAAAGCCCUGUUUAGACAAAAAAGUGAAAGCCACAACACAGGAGUUGGGUUUGUGAGGGUUUCCUGCAGUGUCGCUCUGUGAUACUACACUGUGUUGAACUUUUUCCACUGUUUGCAAUGUUUUCUGUCAGCUAAUCCUGUGCCUUUCCUGUGAUAAUAAGUACAAUAAUGAGGUUACUGGUUUGGAUUACAAAACAAAUUUAUUAGAGGGUUUAAGAGGUUCACUGCUGCUUUGUCACUUUCCUUACUAAAAUUGGCAUCGCUUAAAAGUUAACUAUAUAUAGACUGUGUUACCAAAUAGACAAUACAGACUUUUUGGCUUAAAACCAGACAGACAUUCCAGUGCCACACUAAUGUAAUGUGCCCAGGAAGUCUUAGAUGCAUUCUAAAAAGUGCAACAUUUAUUGUGGUUUAGACAUAAUCUGGAAGUUGAUGUUUUAUAGCAUCUUGCACUUUAGAAGAUUAAAAAAACCGUCCUGCUUUUGUGUAUGGUGUGACCAAUGAUGUGCCCGGGGCACUAAUUAAAAAGAAAAAAAAAAUCUAGUUGCUAGCAAGUUGUCCAAGGGCUGUGGAGCACUGUAGUAUUUUGAAAGCUUUGGCUAUAGACUCACCAAGCCCAGUCUACUUAUACUGUCAGUACCCUGCUUCUCCUGUUUGCCUCCUCCUGUUUUUAUGUGAACUGCCUGAUAAUACCACUCUUAAAUAGCUUUUGACUCACGUGAAAGCUAUUUAAAAGAAAAAGAUUAUACUUUGUUUUUGUAGACAGUGGUGGCUUGAUAAUCCUUUUAAUGAUUUGAAUAUUAAAAAAAAAAAUACUGAGUUGAGUGAAGGAAAAACGCACUUAGAAUGAGUUAUUUGCUGUCCAGCUGUACAUAAAGUCCAGUGUAUUUAAAAAAGUCAAACCCAAGAAUCUUCUAGCAAGAAUGUGUGCAUAAAAUGGUAGGGAUAAACAUGUUAGGAGCGGGGAAGGUUGAGUUGGAUUUACAAGUCACAACUGGAUUUAACUGGCCUUUUUAUCUUUCCACUGUGUCAUGUAAGUAGCUGCUUUCUUGUCCUACCUAUCCCUCAGGCUUCCCCAAGUUCAUUCUGAAGAUAAGUUAGCAAAAUCUUCAAGUUUUAGAAGUUGAUCCUGACAUUGACAUGAAGGCAAACGUUGAAUUUUUUCAUAAGAACUAUGUUAGAGGUUGCAAUUGGAGAAAACAGUUCCCAGACUGUAGGAGUUAACUGAAGCUAUUGACACAAUUUAAAAAAAAAAAAAAAUCAGUAAAGGAAUGUAUAUAAUACUGCUCUGUGUUUUACAGUAAGAUUUGUUGCUCUCAGACUGUGUAAAACAAAAUUUAUUCAUGUUUUCUGCAUAUUAAAAAAAUCUUAUUGUACCAAUUGGUAAACUAUUAAAUGCAUAUAAAACUA
Molecule: messenger RNA, 5364 nt
Organism: Aquila chrysaetos chrysaetos
Lineage: Eukaryota; Metazoa; Chordata; Aves; Accipitriformes; Accipitridae
Gene: PAFAH1B1
Product: platelet activating factor acetylhydrolase 1b regulatory subunit 1
Exons: 11
Coding region: 399-1631 (410 amino acids)
Biological process (GO): endoplasmic reticulum to Golgi vesicle-mediated transport; intracellular protein transport; intra-Golgi vesicle-mediated transport
Cellular component (GO): COPI vesicle coat
Molecular function (GO): protein binding
Source: RefSeq, a predicted model, not a curated record